Molecule: messenger RNA, 249 nt
Organism: Rotaria socialis
Lineage: Eukaryota; Metazoa; Rotifera; Eurotatoria; Philodinida; Philodinidae
Source: the annotation of a GenBank genome assembly
AUGGUAACAAUCGAUGCUGAUAAUCGACGAGAAAUUGCUCGAUUACCAUCAAGACCCAUUCCACUUGAAGAUCGUUAUGAUCCUCCAGCUAAUUUUCUUGAAAUUGAAACAAAUUUACCAGUAUUUCAUUUAAAAGAAUGUUCUGUACGUCGCCGUUAUUCAGAUUUUGAAUGGUUACAUAGAGAACUUGAACAAGAUAGUAAAAUUGUUGUUCCAUCAUUGUCAAGUACCUGCAUUUCUUCGUCGUGA